Molecule: messenger RNA, 762 nt
Organism: Auanema sp. JU1783
Lineage: Eukaryota; Metazoa; Nematoda; Chromadorea; Rhabditida; Rhabditidae
Source: the annotation of a GenBank genome assembly
AUGAGGAUUAUCCUCGGAAUUUUGCUCAUAGUCUUGUGUAGCCGAGCUGAAGCUGUCACCAAUGCUAAUCUGAACUUCACAGCUGAUUCAGGAAUCAUUCACUCACCGAAUUAUCCAUCCAAUUAUGAUAAUGGAUUGAAUUUUGUAAUGUCUAUCAAGGUGGAGCCGGGAAACUACGUGUUUCUAACAUUUUUGGACUUUGAAACUGAGGAUUGUUGUGACAGACUUUACAUCUUCGAUGGUGAUGGAGUUGGAGGUCCUAGUAUUGCCAAUGUGUCAGGAAUCCAAACAGGAAGAAACUUUUCAUCAACCAGUAAUACAAUGACUUUGUUGUUCUAUUCCGACUUGAUAUACACAUACCGUGGUUUUGCCAUCAAGUAUGAACAAGUCAAAGUUAAUACACAAAUAGAGGCUUCUAAUCAGUGUGCUCCAAAUAUAAUAACGAGUGUAGCAGGGUUUUUGACAUCUCCCAAUUGGCCUGGCAAUUAUCCAAACAAUGUAUCCUGCUCGUACAAGCUCACCAGCACUAAGAACAAGGUUAUGAUAACAUUUGUUUCUUUCGACACCGAAGAUUGUUGCGACAAAGUAUACAUCUACGACGGAGCUGGCAUUGAUGCUCCAACUCUCGCUGUAUUAUCCGGAACUCCCAAUUCGUCGAACAUGACUUUUGUUUCAUCGGGAAGCAAUAUGUUCAUAUUCUUCAAUUCCGAUUACACAAAUAAUAUGAUGGGGUUCUCCGCCUACUAUAUGUCAGUAACCUAA